UCUGAUGGCAAUCACAGCACUGAAGAUGAGUCCAGCAAGGGUCAAGACGACAUGUCGCCUCGUCCAUUGUCGAAUCCAUCUGAUGGAAUGAACCACUCCAAUGUCCAUAGCCCUCCAGAAGGCAUGUUCAUGCAUCAUAUAGGGGAACUGAAGCCCUCCCAGAAUUCCUCUGGCAUACUACUGAAUGGAAACCUUGUAACUACAAAUGGCUCUCCUGUGUUUUACAGUGGAAGUUCUUUCAUUCAAGGUCCUAAUGGAGUCCUUGUUAAUGGAUUGUCUUUAGGAAAUGCCCAGACAAUAAGUUUAAGUCCAAUAGGAACCACUUCCAGCGUGUUGGUUAAUGGUAUCUCAAAUGGCUCUGCUGGUGGCAAUGAACUUAAAACUGAAAGUGUACACAUGCUUACUUCUGAAGAAGCAGUAUCUUCAGGAUCUGCUGAAAUUAGUAGAGGCCCACCCCAAGUAAACCAGUAUAGUCUCGUGCAACUCCAAAAUACAGAAAAUAACAUUCAACUGGUAAAUGGAAAUAUUGGGUUACCUCCACUUCAGCUGCCUUCUGUUUCUGCUGCAUCAUCACAGGGAAACAUUUUGAUAACAAACACAUCAGAUGGAGGAACAUUCCUAAGUGGUACAGCAGCCAGUCUUCAGCAAGGUAAGGUCUUCUUGGCCGCUACACUCCCACCGAAUGCAGUAAUGUGCACGUUACCUAAUUCAGGGCAGGCUGUGGCACCAGUAAAGCAGGAUGCAUUGGAAGGGGGUCUUGUUUUUCCUCAGUUGAUGUCAGUGAGUGGAAGCAAUCAAAUGAAUAUUAACACAUCUCCUGGGAACCAAUCUGGAAAUACUCUACAAACUCAAACCUCAACGCUGGUGAACACAGGGCUGCCUCAAAAUCUGCCUUUGACUUCGUCAAAUCUGCUGAACACGUCAAGUACUUUGAGCUUCAGCCUCACAGUGAGUUUGCCACUGUCAACUACUGCCCCUCUGAAUUGUGAUCAACAGUUGUCUACUGCUGUCACAAAUGCAGUACCGGUAGUGUCGAUGGCCAACAGUCAGUAUGCUACACUCCAGAACUGUAAUCUACUUACAAACUCUGGCCAAGAGACUGUAACUGAAACUGGUCUUGAUGCUUCUGACAGUGAAGACAAGCCCAGAAAUCCUAUUACGGAAGAAACACAUGAAUAUGGUAGCGGACAUGUGUCUGUACUUCAUCCCCCAGUAAAGGAAAACUACUUGGUAGUUCUAGAAGACAAAUCUAGCAACCACCUGACAAUGAUGGACUCUAAAUCCAAGUAUGUGAUAAAUGAUGUGGUUAACAAUGUCUGCAAAGAAUUAGAAACUGAGGAAAAGGAACUGGCAAAACUUCAAAAUGUUUCUAUGGAUGAAGAUCUAAGUGAUAUAUAACUGCCUACAUAUAUGCAGCUGGAUAUUGGAAAUGGGACAGUUUGAAAUUUUCCGUCCUCAUGUUUAGGUAACCAAAGACUGAAGUGUUUCUAUAAUCGUAUUUUAUCUACUUUAUAAUUUAAAGGAAAGAACUGUUAGGAGAUGACUGAGGUAGUCAAACAUUAUCUGUUACACUUUUUUUACUGGAAUCUUGAAUUCUUAGCCGUAAGUUGAUAUUUAUUUUUAACACUCCUGGUACAGUCAGUCAUAACACGUAAAUAAGGACUGGUUGGCAUUUUAAAGUUAUAUGUCUGUACUGAUGGGCUUCUGUAUCAAUUGCUUUAUAUGCAUGGUUUGAUAUCAAUGUACCAAUAGCAAAUGUAAAUGUUACAUUGUGAUAUUUUGGGUACACCGGUCACAAAUUGGCCCAGAGGCAUAUGACACAAAUUUAGUUUUAUUGCUUUUAAUAAACACUACCCAAAAACACACACACAAUAAUACUUUUCAAAUGUAACAAUUUAUCAAAAGAUUUUCCGACUUUGUGAAUGCAUACUUUCUGGACAGUGUUUUGUAUGACCAAUAGCUGACAAUCAAGAUGGAAUGUAUAGUCCAGGAUCAUUAGAAUUACCAUUGGAAUGUACAGUUUUUUUUUUGCUUUUAAAUAUCCUGAAGUCCAAGUACUGUGAAUAUGGCUGGAAGUGUGCCAUUCCCCUCCUGUCUCCUACCUGCACAAAAUACUAACUUAGGUGGAAUGUGGAAGAAAGUGAAUAUCUCAAAUUGGUACUACUCCACAAUAUUAUUAUAAGAUAGAGAAACUUUUUUUUGAUCUUACUGAUUUAGUUAGUUUAAUGAAGUGCUUUAAUCUUUCCCAGCAAUAACCUAGAGAGCUCCCGUGCAUUGAUUGAGUGCCUUGGCAUUUUAGCAGAACCAGAGAAACAAAGUUCAGUAUUCACCAAGACAAGCCAGGCCUGUGAGGUUCAACUUAAUGAAUACCUGUAUGGGCAGAAAUCUGACUCAGGUGGUGAAACUAAACCGAUAGCUUUGGAUCAGUCAGCUAUUAUCCACAGCUUUUGAUAUUCCAUUCCAUUGCAGUCAGUGGAAUUAAACAUUAAGCACUGCGUACAAUGGAUGGCCAAUCUGAUGCCACUCAUUCUGCAUCACUGCCCAAGAUUAAUUUCUACCCCGUAUCACGUUUUAAAGUAACAAAGUAUUGCUUCCAGCAUCUUGAAGUGCUGUGAAAAUCUGUUCCGUGACUAUGAUGCUCAGCUGCUACCAAAGUUCACUUUCUGCAGUCAGUUCCUACUAUCAUCAAAAUUUAUUAGAGGAUCCAUUUCAGCAUUAGCUGAUUUUUUAAAAAAAAAGAUAUAUAUAUUAGAAAUGAUUAAAAGUGUUUCUUUUUCUGGUUACGCUUUAUAUAUGUACCUACUAUGCAUGGGACUUAAAAUACAUUAUACACAUGCACAUUUGGGUUAUGAUUAAUCAAGCAUUUUAGAUCGUGUUUAUCAUCUGUUUGAGCUUUCAUGGUUUAUGAUAUCUUUUGCAUUCCAUAAUAAGUGACAAGCUUGAAGCAUGCUCCUGAAAGAAACUGUGGUGGUCAUUACAUCAGCAAGAUAAAUGCUGAUAUUACACGGCAUUAUAUCACUCCAGUUGUAAUUUUGCAUCUUUGACAUUGCCCGUUAUUGUUAUACUGCAAAGCAAAUAUGGCAAACAGUUAAAAAAAACUAAAUAUAUUAAAUAGAACCAUACUUUGGAUAUAUUCCAUGGUAGUAACAUCUUAAUUUUGAGAUGAUAAGAUGAUAAUGAAGAACUUGGGAUUUGUUCUUAAAUUUUAUGAUAUCCCUUCAAUUGUUAGAAAUGUUAUUACUUUGCAAACCUACCACAGACCCUGAAUGUAAUACAAGUUUGAUCUUUCUCAUCAAAGAAGCAUCUUAAUUUCAAUCAGAUUUCAUGAAGUAAACAACUUCCAUUUAGAAAUUUAUCAUGCAUGUUACUGAACUCCAGUGUAUCUUUUCUUUGUGCCAUUUACUGUGCACCCCUAUUAGUGUUAAGACAGUAUAAGGUCUGUUAGAAUGUGCUACAAAAUGUCUAUGUCACUGCACAUAAGAAACAUGUUUCUUAUAAAAAUUCAACUUGCCUUGAUCUAUUACUAUUAGUUUUCAAUGCAUAAUGUUUGAAGUGUUGAAACAGAUCCCCUUCCCCCAACAAUCCUUUUCCCCUUCUUUGGCUUGUGUGCCUUGCAGGAAUCUUCCAAAAGUGGAAACAAAUGCUGUGUUUUGUGAAAUGAAAAUUCGGUUACUCUUUUAUGUAUACAUCUUGCAUCUGCUUGUGCAAGUUUGCUGAUUAUCUUAAUGUGUCUUCCUGCAUUCAGUGCCUCUUAUGCUUUUAAUAUAUUUAAACACUGUGAGGCAUUCAAAAACCAGUCCAACCUACUGCAGUUUAAAAAAAAAAUCACCUUGGUCUUCUCCAAAUGAGAUUGAAGUGUAGCCAACUAUGAUCUUUUUCUGGUAUGUGAAAACCUGACUGUAUGCUGAGACAAUCCUUCAUAUUAUUUGGAUAAGAAGUACUUUUAUAUGAUCAUUAAAUUCCCCAAAUUGAAUUAGGUCGACAGGAGGCUUGAGUAAAAUCUUUAAUGAUUCUCACAAUUAAGUUUCUAUCAUGCAAAAAAAAUCAAAAGCUUUAUCAAAAUACUGGUGGAAACUACCACAGUUUUUUUUUCAACUGUUCCCUAAGGAGGGAGCUGAACAGUUAUUCAACAUGACAUUAUGCUAAUAUCAACUGUUUUAAUGUUGGGUUUGUGAGCUCUAAUAUUAACCUGACACAGCUGGAAAAUAAUGUGCCUGAUAUUCAUAAAAUCUUGGUUACCAUUUUUAUUUAAUUUCUUUGGAAUUGCUAAGCUUUGAUCUGUGCAAGGUCUAAGACAGUAAGUGGUGUGUUGUGAAUUUUCUAUGUUCGGUACUUCUAUUUUAAAUGUUUUAUGGAUAAAAUCUUUUUUGUUGAUUUCUAGAAAUGGUGUGUUGAGUAGUUAUAUUACACUGUUCCAUCUCCUUAUCUGACUGCACAAGAAUAUAUUUUCUGUCUCUGUAUCAAUAUGUUAGUAAGAAUUGUUUUAUAGCUUGCUCUAAAGGGGUUUUAAUAUAAAGGGAAGCUUUUAUUAGCCAGUGCAAGUUAUAUGCCUUGAUUAAAAUCUAUUUUACUGUACUUUUAGAUUUGGCAUGAAACUUUAUAAACAUUUUACAUUGAUUUUUGAAUGUGUCUGUAUACAUACUGUGUGAGGGAUAUGGGUAGCAAAACAUCUAUACUGCACUAACUUCUUGGUGAUGGUACAUUGAGCAUGUAUUAGAAUUUUGUGUUCACCCUUGGUAUACCAAAGAUAUUUUAAAUGCUAGAUUUAAAGUAUAAUCUGGUUUGUCUGUACUGUUACAUGACCUUUUGUUUUAUAUUCUGAAAUGAUCUGAGCUUAUUUUUCUAAACACUAUA
Messenger RNA from Rhincodon typus (whale shark), 4854 nucleotides. Its product is annotated as homeobox protein SIX4. The record is from RefSeq and is a predicted model, not a curated record. NCBI's taxonomy places the organism in Eukaryota, Metazoa, Chordata, Chondrichthyes, Orectolobiformes, Rhincodontidae. The transcript has 3 exons. Bases 52 to 1398 code for a protein of 448 amino acids.